AUGAUCGAAGACCCGUCCACAACGACCACUUGGCCGAACAUGUCACCUGAUGAUGGUGACUAUUACACUUUGGACGAAGCAUAUCGCUUCGCCCAAACCAUCUUGUGGAGUGCAUUCUUUGGCAUCAUUUUCAAUUGGGCACUGUUUGCGUGCCUUUGCAUCCAAAUGUGGUUCUACGCAACCCGCUUCAAAAAGGAAAACGUUGCACCAAUUCGUUACAUUGUUUGGUCUUUGUUCAUCAUCGAAUGCUUUUCAACUGGCUAUUUGACCUGGUCUACAUACGUGCAAAUUGUCAAGAAUUGGGGUCAUGACCCCACCUACAACCCAUCUGCAUUUGGCAUGUUGUUCUUUGAUUGUUCCAUCACAUCCAUCGUUCACGGCCUGUAUGUCUGGCGCAUUUAUUCCCUUUUCACAAAGGAAUCAUCAUCACCAAGGACACGUCAUCAAAUGUACGGCUUUGUACUUUUGAUCAGUGCACUAUCCUUGUGCCAGUUCUCAUGCUGCGUUGCAACUGCAUUCUUUGAAGCAUUGCAAUACCAUCAAGGUCCGGGAAAACAAUUUGUCGCUCGAAAAUUGUUCCAUGCUUGGUUGGCCUCUGCAUCCAUUGCCGACAUCAUCAUCACGGUGGUACUGGUGUGCAAGUUGAGCUCAAUUCGAAUACGUUUAGGAGUCAAGGCAACUGAUGACAAGAUCAAAAAGAUUCUGUACACCAUCGUACCAGCAGGAGCAGCAACUGCCAUUUGUCAAAUCUUGAUUUGGGUCUUGCAAGGCACCUUCCCAGGCGUUGCCUAUUAUCAGUUCCUGAUCUUCAGUUUGAGCAAGAUUUAUUCAAACAGCGUCAUUCUCAGCUUGAACCUCCGUGACAACAAGCAACAACAAAUCUCAGUCGAUUUCAAUG
This is a messenger RNA of Meira miltonrushii, 898 nucleotides long. RefSeq lists its product as uncharacterized. The annotation marks the transcript as partial. The transcript is spliced from 6 exons. The record is from RefSeq and is a predicted model, not a curated record. Lineage: Eukaryota; Fungi; Basidiomycota; Exobasidiomycetes; Exobasidiales; Brachybasidiaceae.